UUUUCUCACCCAAUUUUCACCAAUUUCCUCUACUUAAAAACCAACCCCUGCUGAUCUCCAAAUACACUUCAUCAAAAACCUUCACCCAAAAAGAUCGCGUAAAGCUUUCAACUUUUUGUUAAUCUCAGAUCGCAAAAAUCAGGAUUUUUUUUCCUUCUUGUAAAAGAUCAAACAGAGAAGAAGAAGAAGAUGGAGAAUAAUCAGCAAUCUUUUUGGCAGUUCAGCGACCAGCUGAGAGUUCAGACACCAAAUCUAGCGAACCUGUCGCUCAACGACUCGAUCUGGAGCACCAACUCCGUCUUCAAAGAGCGUCGAAACUUAGACAUCGCCGCAUCCGCCGACAAGAACAACAACAGCCAGAUCGACUAUUAUCUGAACCAGAAUCAGAAGAAGAAGACAGGUUCCGACUCCAACUGGAGCUGGAAGUCAUCUUCUGGUCCAAACAACGACAACAUGGGUUUGGGUUUCGGACCCGUGGGAUCAAAAUCCGCCGUCGAUGAUUUAAACCCAAUCGACAGAUUCAACACCCCGUUCAACGACACCUGGAAAUUCAACUCAGUCAACGUCAACGUUAACGGUUACGCACCACCGUCAGGCGCCGUUAACGGAGACUUCAACAAAGGGGUUUACACGUCGAUGAACAAGUAUGGGUAUAACGUGAAUCUAAUAAAGCAAGGCAACAACAAGGACAAAGGAGUCGAUGAAGAUCAUCCUAAUCAUCAUCAUCAUCAGGUUCAGAAAGGUGGGAAGAAGAACAGGAAGAACAAUAGCCAGAGGAACGAAGACGACAAGAUUAAUAAUGGUUUGGACAAGAGGUUUAAGACUCUUCCUCCAGCAGAGGCUUUGCCGAGAAACGAAACCAUUGGUGGUUACAUCUUUGUCUGCAACAACGAUACCAUGGAAGAGAAUCUCAAACGCCAGCUUUUCGGGUUGCCACCAAGAUACAGGGACUCGGUGAGAGCGAUAACUCCGGGACUUCCUCUGUUUCUUUACAACUACUCCACUCACCAACUUCAUGGAAUCUACGAGGCAGCUAGCUUCGGAGGAACAAACAUUGAGUUGAAUGCUUUUGAAGACAAGAAAUGUCCAGGCGAAUCUCGCUUCCCUGCUCAGGUUAGGGCCAUAACGAGGAAAGUGUGUUUGCCACUGGAAGAAGAUUCUUUCCGACCCAUUUUGCACCACUACGACGGUCCUAAGUUCCGGCUCGAACUCAGUGUCCCUGAGGUUCUUUCUCUAUUGGACAUUUUUGCUGACCAAAACCCUUGAAGUUAGUAUACACUAAUGAAGAACACUAAAUAGUGGUUUGUUGGUUACUUGAAAUCCAGAAAGAGAGGGAGAGUGAGAAAGAUACCCGAUUAUAUAUAUAUUUACAUUAUAAGGAGGAGUAUUAAUAAUUGUCUGAAGCAAUGGUAUCGUAUUACUACUAGUUUAUGGGUUUCUUUACUACAAGUGUUUCCCAGAAACCAGAACGUAUGGGAGAUUAGAGGAUAUGCUAUUUUUGUGUGGGAUGGAUGAAGAAUACAUCUCCACUUUGUUUUGUGUAAAUUAAUUAAAUAAAAAAACAUUGUGUACAACCCAAGAUACGGAGAAAUGAGAUGAACUCUUGUUA
Molecule: messenger RNA, 1609 nt
Organism: Camelina sativa (false flax)
Lineage: Eukaryota; Viridiplantae; Streptophyta; Magnoliopsida; Brassicales; Brassicaceae
Product: DCD domain-containing protein NRP
Biological process (GO): response to endoplasmic reticulum stress
Source: RefSeq, a predicted model, not a curated record